AUGUUGUCAUUCUCAUGUGGCUUUCAGUUAGCCGGCUUCGUCUUUAACGUCAUUGCGAUGACCUUUGUCGAUCGUGUCCCCCGCCACAGGCUUAUUGCCUCCGGUCUUUUCGGCUGUGGUACCCUGGUCGGCAUUCUAUCUGCCUUGCAACGUUUCUAUCUUGACAGCUCGAAUCGCGCUGGUCUAAGUGCAUGCGUUGCGAUAAUCUUUCUCUUUCAAGCUACCUUCUCGCUUACAGUAGACGGUGCGACAUAUUUCUACAUAGCUGAGAUCUGGCCCUCACACGUCCAGUCCCAAGGUUUUGCCAUUGCCAUGGCCAUUUUAUCAGUCACAAACUUAAUGUGGCUACAGGCCCCGCCGCCUGCCAUAAGUGCGAUCUCAUGGCGCUGGUAUCUUGUCUUUUGCUGCAUUCCCAUUUUUGGAGCUUCGGUCGUCCUCCUGUGGUUUAAGGGCACACUGAGCAAACCACUUGAGGAAAUCGCGGCUAUGUUUGGCGAUGAGGAUAUGGUUGCUGUGUAUCAGCGGGAGCUUAACGCUGAUAAUCUGGCAGAAGAUGAUGAUGAUGGGGGUGGUAAAAGGGAACUGAAUAAGCCAUCAGUGGAGACUGUUGAGUCAGUGUGA
Messenger RNA from Penicillium malachiteum, 621 nucleotides. RefSeq lists its product as uncharacterized. Gene Ontology annotation, molecular function: carbohydrate:proton symporter activity. Bases 1 to 621 code for a protein of 206 amino acids. Gene Ontology annotation, cellular component: membrane. The transcript has 2 exons. The record is from RefSeq and is a predicted model, not a curated record. Gene Ontology annotation, biological process: carbohydrate transport; transmembrane transport. Lineage: Eukaryota; Fungi; Ascomycota; Eurotiomycetes; Eurotiales; Aspergillaceae.